AUGGUAAACAUUCUAUUCAAAUCGCGGGGCAAGCGCAUUACGCGUUUACCGGAGAAUUUGGAUUUGAGCUCUGGUACUCCGGUGAAGGAAAUUACUCGUUUGCUAUCCAAGGCCACAGGAUUGUCUCAGAAUCGCCUCCGGUUGUCUAUUCCACCGGCUGAUGGUAAACCAACAGCCGGAAAGGAUAAGAAGAAGUCUGAUAUCGCUUUGGACCCUAAAGAAAAUAUCGGUGAUUAUUUUGGAACCGAAGACACUAUCACCAUCAAUGUUAAAGAUCUUGGUCCACAAUUGGCUUGGAGAACCGUAUUCAUUAUCGAGUAUUUCGGCCCAUUAUUCAUUCACCCGUUUUUCUAUUUUGCUCAGACCUUGGUGUAUGGUACUGAAUUUGAGCAUACUAGGGAGCAGGCUCUGAUUUUUGGAUUUGUUAUUUUGCACUUCCUUAAACGUGAGUUUGAAACUGUUUUUGUUCACAAAUUCUCUUUGGCUACUAUGCCACUCUUCAAUGUAUUCAAAAAUUCAGGUCACUACUGGGGUCUAUCUGGUAUUCUGUUAGGAUACUUCACUUAUGCACCAAGCUCAUUUUUUAGCUCACAUGCUUCUACUUUGUCCAAAUACUUGUUCAGCAGACAAUCAUUGUUUGAGUUGAGUGAGAUCUCGUACUUGGCAAUUUCUUUCUUGUGGGUAUUCGCUGAGCUCGCCAACUACAGAACUCAUGUGAUUCUUAGUAAUCUCCGAACCACCGGUUCAACUGAACGCAAGAUUCCAUAUGGUUUUGGAUUCAAUCUUGUCUCUUGUCCCAAUUACUUUUUUGAAAGCGUCGGAUGGCUCGCAAUCUUCCUACUUUCACAAAACUGGUCUGCUCUGGUCUUUUUCGUUGUUGCCACCGCCCAAAUGUGGGUCUGGGCUGUUAAGAAACACCGUCGUUAUAGAAAGGAAUUUCCCGAUUACCCCAAGGAUCGUAAGAUCUACGUACCCUAUUUGAUUUAA
This is a messenger RNA of Sugiyamaella lignohabitans, 987 nucleotides long. It is a transcript of the gene TSC13, whose product is annotated as trans-2-enoyl-CoA reductase (NADPH) TSC13. Gene Ontology annotation, molecular function: oxidoreductase activity, acting on the CH-CH group of donors. The record is from RefSeq and is a predicted model, not a curated record. NCBI's taxonomy places the organism in Eukaryota, Fungi, Ascomycota, Dipodascomycetes, Dipodascales, Trichomonascaceae. The transcript has a single exon. The coding region runs from base 1 to 987 and encodes 328 amino acids. Gene Ontology annotation, biological process: very long-chain fatty acid biosynthetic process.